Molecule: messenger RNA, 3671 nt
Organism: Setaria italica (foxtail millet)
Lineage: Eukaryota; Viridiplantae; Streptophyta; Magnoliopsida; Poales; Poaceae
Product: KH domain-containing protein At4g18375
Exons: 8
Coding region: 143-2050 (635 amino acids)
Biological process (GO): regulation of gene expression
Cellular component (GO): cytoplasm; nucleus
Molecular function (GO): mRNA binding
Source: RefSeq, a predicted model, not a curated record
UCGACGGCUAGACCGCCGGCUCCUCCUUCCUCCCUCCCUCCCAAAAUCCUCCGCUGGAUCCUCCCCUCGCUGCCGCGCCGCCGCAAUUCCUCCCGGGGCGCGCCGGUCGAUCCCUCCCGGCAUCCUUCUUGUUAGCUAAACAAUGAGGCAGCAGACUGGUAAACGUCCCCGCCAACAUAGGGAAUAUGAAAGAGAAGAAAGGAAGGACCAAAACAAGAGGCCAUUUUCCCAUGCUCAGGAAAGCUCUAAUAAUGAUGGGCUGGUUGUUUACCGUAUUCUCUGUCCAGACAGUGUAAUUGGUAGUGUCAUAGGAAAGAAUGGCAAUGUGAUAAAUGCUAUCAGGCAACAAGCAAAUGCCAAAGUCAAGGUUGUUGACCCCUACCCUGGUGCAGACAAAAGGGUUAUCUUGGUAUAUUGCUAUGUCAAGCAUAGAGACCUUGAUGCUGAUGACGGUAAUGACAAUGAACCUGUUUGCGCAGCUCAAGAUGCAUUACUUAGGGUACAUAAUGCAAUUGUUGAUGCACUAGAUACGCUACAUAAGAAUCGUAAAGACUCUGAUAAGAAGAAUAUAGAAGAAGCUAACAUCCUUGUACCAGCUAGUCAGGCUGCAAGUAUUAUAGGAAAAUCUGGUGUAGUCAUCAAGCAUCUUCGGUCAACAUCUAAAGCAUUCAUUAAAGUGAGCCCAAAAGAUCCAAGCGAUGUUACACAUUCAUGUGCUAUGGGUUUUGAUAAUUUUGUUCAGAUAACUGGUGGUGCUGAAGCUGUUAAAAAGGCACUGUUUGGAGUAUCAACCAUCCUCUACAAGUAUCCAUCAAAAGAGAGCAUUCCUCUUGAAACCUCUGUUCCUGAACCUACUCCAAGCAUUAUGGUCCCUUCAGAACUUCCGGUCUAUCCAGCUAGUAACUUUUACUCAGCCCCAGAUCUUGCUAUACCUUCUGGACAUCCAAGCCUGUCUAUCUUAGGGUCAACACCCCAUGUUCCUGAACUUACUCUAUCUGCCGAUGGUCAUGGUCGACUGCCUGUUUAUCAAUCUGUUCUUCCAAUUAUUCCUACUUAUAGUACCCCAAAAUGCUCAGGAGAACUUGAGUUCCGUGUUUUAUGCCCUGGUAACAAGAUCGGGCUGGUUAUUGGUAGAGCUGGGUCUACCAUAAAGAGUAUAAGGCAAGAGAGUGGUGCAAGGAUAGAUGUUGAUGAUGCAAAGAAUGAUAAGGAGGAAAGUAUAAUCAACAUUACAUCCACUGAGGCCACCGAUGAUGUUAAGUCUGCAGCUGUGGAAGCUGUUUUACUUCUUCAAGCAAAGAUCAAUGAUUAUGAGGAAGAUAGAAUGAGUCUACGUCUUCUUGUCCCGAAUAAGGUUAUAGGCUGUCUUAUUGGCAGGGGUGGUUCAAUAAUCAAUGACAUGAGGAAGAAGACUAAGGCAGACAUCCGCAUUUCGAAGGGCGAUAAACCCCGGAGAGCAUCUUCCAGUGAUGAGCUUGUUGAGGUAUCUGGAGAGGCUGACAAGCUGCGUGAUGCUCUUGUUCAGAUAGUUUUAAGAUUGAGGGAAGAUGUUCUGAAAGAGAGUGUGGACAGCCAAAAUUCUGACAAGGAUGGCAAACUAACCGUUUCCACCACUGAUUCUUUAUAUGGCAGCAGUCUUCCUUUGCCUGCAUUAUUUCCUCACACUCACAGCCAACAAAUCUCUCCCUUGGGCUAUGACCGAAGGGGUGAAACUGAGCGAGGUCUGGAAAUAUUCCCCCGUACUAGUUCGUAUGGGUAUAACUCCUUGCAGGUCGCAGAUGAUGAUCGUUAUGGACUUUCAUCAUAUACAUCAAAGGCAUAUGAAGGACGUCUACCGCGUGUGGAAAUGACUAUCCCUGCUAGUGGCCUGUCAAAAGUAAUGGGAAAACGUGGUACAAACUUGGACAACAUUAGAAAGAUUUCUGGAGCUGACAUUGAAAUUAUUGAAUCAAAAUCAUCUCGUCAUGACCAUGUUGCUUACAUAUCUGGCACCUCUGAGCAGAGGCAAUCGGCUGAGAAUUUGAUCAAAGCUUUCAUAAUGUCUACCUAAGAUUCCUUUUGCGGUUGAGAAGGCUAGCUCAUCUCUUCAAUCAAUCUUUUUGACUUCUCCUGCCAUCCAUAGUUUCCCUGGGUUCGUGAAGGAUAUCGAAUGCAGUGUUUUCCUCCACCUGUCCAAGUUCCCAAUAAAUAUCAUGCGUAUCUGAGGGAGGUGUACUCCCCGUAGUGGACAAAGCACUCCGUGUUCCUUAGAUCCUUAACUGUUAGCUCUUUGUGUUGUCAUGAUCAUCGUGAUUCGGUCAUCUUACUCUUCGUUAUCUUAAUGCUUGGUUCAGUUACUGCUUAACAUAUCUCUUGCAAUUUUGUCCUGCCAAUACUGAGUUGAUUCUUUCCACCAUUAAUAGUAGAGGGGCUGUUUCACUCGCUUAGUGUAGCUCUCAUAAAUUCAUUCCAUGAAACUUCUAGCUGAUAUGUUCCGUAGUAGCAAGGGCCUUCUUUGAAAUGCGAGAAUGAACCUUUUGUUGAAUGCUUGUCCAAAAUUCCUUCAAAGUCCUGUGUUUCAGACAUCCGUUAAAAGGUUGACAAGUUCCUAGUGAAUGUCAUUGGCUGAUUCACUUGGUCCUUGCUUUAGUUUUUCUAGCUCUGCCCUGUCUGUGCUGCUGUGACCUUAGGAUGGGGCUUGUUCCUUGUCAGUCGGACUGGUUUGCUUCGGUUCUUGUAACUUAGUCGUGUCAAUAUAUACCUGAUUCCUGAUUCUUUCAUCAUCUGUUACGAAGAGUUGCAUGUUUUUUCUUGUGUUAACUCUGCUGAGAAACCUUUAGUUAUUCUUGAAAGCUUGCAUGAAAACCCUGGAUUAUCAGAAGCAACCAUGUACAUAAUCUUAGUCCAGUUCUUGGAUCACAACACGCAGAUAAAUUUUUUUGAGCGUUCUGCAGUGUUGUGUGACCAUCGUGGGUGGAUAUCUGAGAACUAUUCUGACAUUUCGGCUUUCUGAAAAACUGUCUUGUCAUCGCUGUAGCCCUUCCUGUGCUGCUACAGCUUUUGAGGGGGCCUUGGUCCCGGUCAGUCUGACUCGUUCAGUCUGACUCGUUCACCCAUGGCAUCCUUUCAUGUCAAUACUACCUGAUUCUUUCAUCAUUGGUUCCAAAGAAUUGCAUGUUCUGCUGCUGCUAACUGUGCUGAGGAACCAUAUAUUAAUAAGUUCAUUGAUAACUUUGAAUGAUAGCCAUAUAUUCAGAAGCAUCCAUGUACAUAAUCCUAGUCAAGUUUUUGGAUCACAACAUGCGGAUCAGUUUUUUUCUGGCGUUCUGCAUAGUGCCUGUGACUGGUGGAUGUCUUGAGAAAUAUGCUUUCUGGAAACCUAAUCUUCUGAAACCCCAACCCCCCAACUUACCUCAAAACCCCACUGCCACCACAUGAAAGUAAAGUGAAUUUCCUUUCAUUCACCUGUGCAGUUACUCCUUGUACCAUUCUGUGGUAACAAACAACUACGGCACUGGUCAAGUGUAAAUAGUUGCCAUGUAUCAUAAUUUGUGUUCAUACAAAUUUGUAAUUGAGUUAUUUGGGGCUGCAAAAAUUGAUGUGGCUACCCCGAGUUGUCUUCUGUAAAUAAUGAGCAUGAUGUUGAAAUUUUGCAGCACAAUAGCAUGGCAUGCGUACAUUUUUCUUCUUCA